Molecule: messenger RNA, 804 nt
Organism: Capsicum annuum
Lineage: Eukaryota; Viridiplantae; Streptophyta; Magnoliopsida; Solanales; Solanaceae
Exons: 2
Coding region: 1-804 (267 amino acids)
Source: RefSeq, a predicted model, not a curated record
AUGGAUUCGGAAGAUCAUUCAAUGGAAUUGAAAGAUUCAAUUUUCUCUGAAGAAGUAGGAGAAGAGUGUGGAUUGGGAGCACAAACCAACCAUACCUUCUCCGACGGAGCUAAUUUUCAGCUAAAUCAAAUAUUUAGCAAUAAAAAAGAACUGAAAUUGUUGUUGGAUGUAGCAGUUGUGAGAAAUUCUUUUGAUUAUACUACGUUGAAGAGCUGCGGUAAAUUUCUCAAGGUGAAAUGCGUUUGUCCUAGUUGCGCGUGGAUAUUGCGGGUGAAGAAGUAUGAAUGCACAGACAGAUUCGUCAUCUAUAAAUACGUUGGAGAUCAUAAUUGUGGCAUCGAAUACGCCACGCGCAGCCAUAGAAAAAUCACAUCUAAAGUCAUUGUACCGCUCUGUGUGAAUAUGUAUCGCGAAGGAAAGGGUCCGAACACUAUGGAGCACGAGUAUUCCUGCCUGCCGGCUUUUUCGUACAUGAUCGACGCUCUUAAUGUUGGCACUACCUAUUCUAUCAUGGUGAACAAGGUCGAUUGUAGGUUUAUGUACUACUUUUUAGCGUUAGGCCCUUGCAUUAGGGAAUUCUCCCACAUGAGAAAGGUUAUUGCGGUCGAUAACACUCAUUUAUACGGCAAGUAUGAGGGCGUGCUGCUAAGCACGGUUGCACAAGAUACGGAGAACCAUAUUUAUCCCAUUGCCUUUUGUGUCGUUGACAAGGAGAACGAUGCAUCUUGGACAUUCUUCUUUGAGAAGCUGAAGUCUAUUGUGAUCGAUGGACCAGAUUUAUGCUUUAUCUCUAAUAAGCACUAG